Molecule: messenger RNA, 2655 nt
Organism: Trichogramma pretiosum
Lineage: Eukaryota; Metazoa; Arthropoda; Insecta; Hymenoptera; Trichogrammatidae
Product: ankyrin-1-like
Exons: 1
Coding region: 1-2655 (884 amino acids)
Molecular function (GO): protein binding
Source: RefSeq, a predicted model, not a curated record
AUGAGUCUCGAUGAGCAAUCCGAUGUCAUUUUAGACAAUCGAACACCAUUAGAAAAAUUGAGGGACUUACGACAGACGAUUAAUUUUGAUAACGAAAAAGAGCGAUUCAUUCUUGUCGAAAAAAUUAACUCCACAAUCAGCGAACUAAACGGCGAACCGUUUCUACUCGAGGAAGUCCAGUUACAGCCGGAAGAAAUGAACUCGCUUCUCUUGGAGGCCGUGAAACACGUGGCAGUGAAAAACAACGACAAAAGUGAAAGCGCACAUGGAUUCAUCGAUUUUGUGGCUGACAGCGGAUACGAGUACAAGCCUGCCGACGUCGUCGAGGCUGGCGAGCCUCCGCCACGCGUCACGCCGAUACUUUACUUGGCCAGAAAAGAUUACGAUACCGGCUUCCCGCUACCCGCAAACGUCAGGACGACGGUGAUUAAACUUUUCAAAAUUUACAAAGAUUUCAACGUGAACUACACCGACGAGGACGGACUGACGCACUUUCACGCGGCCUGCAUGGCCAGGUGCGAGCGCGUCGUCGAGAGAUUUCUCGAGCUCGGCCAGGAUCCCAACGUGCGCGUGGACGACACGGGCGACACACCGCUGAUCCUGGUUAUUACCGACCGCUCGCUCGUCGAGUUGCUGCUGCGACGCGGCGCCGAUCCCAAUCUCGCGAAUAAACUGGGACUGACGCCUCUACACUGCCUCAGCGCCAUCGAGGAGGACGACGACGACCGGCUGAACGCGUUGUUCGAGCUCAGCCACGAGAAGUAUCGGCCGGUGCAGGUGAACGCCCGGAACAAACACGGCGAUGUACCGCUGCUGUAUUCUCUGAAGCGGGGUCGCAAAAAAUUGACCGAGAUUCUGCUGAGGAGAGGCGCCGAUCCAAAUUUGUCCAACCAAAACGGAAUGACACCUCUUCACUGCAUUUGCACUUACUCAGAAGAUGUCGACUUUUUAAGGAUGUAUUACGAUAUCAACGAAAAAUUGCAUCAAACGUUGCAUACCAACGCUAAAGACAAUCACGGCCGGACACCGUUAUGGCUGGCUGCGUUCCGCGGUAUGCGACAUAUCAUCAAAUUUUUACUGACGGCAGGAGCCGAUCCCAGUUUAGCCUGCGAAGAUGCAAAGACGCCUCUGCACGUCGUUUGCGCCAAUUAUCGCGACGACCCUAGCCUGGCGAAUAUCUUAUUGGAGCUCAGCCAGCAGCGAUUUAAGCCGCUGCAGGUCAAUCCUCAGACUAAACUCGGCAACACACCGCUGCAUCUGGCCAUGGAGUUCGGCAACAAAAAAUUGGUCGAGGUUCUGCUGAGACACGGCGCCAGACCCAAUAUAACCAACAAAAUGAGGAGGACGCCUCUGCACAAGCUCUUGAAUCGACAAGAUUGCGACAACGAAUUGCUGAAGUUAUUUUUCGAAAUCAACGAAGCCAAGAAGCAGCCUGUGCGCAUCGAUGGUCGAGACCUCGCGGGAAAAACACCGUUGCACCUGGCAAUGACGAACGGUAACAGAUACGCGAUCGAUUUGCUGACGAGAAAGAGCGCCGAUGCUAGUUCGGCUCAAGAGAAUGAAUCCACUACCGUUUCGUCUCGGAUUCGCAAGAGCACCGAAGACGACGACGACGACGACGACCAGAAUAAUUUAGCUCCGGCGCGAAAACUCAGGAGAUUGGAUCCGAAUUUAGCCAACGCCAAUGGAACGACUCUUCUGCACGUUUACUGCAAGAACAGUUGUUAUCAACAGUUGGUCGAGCUACUACCCAAGCAACUACUUGAUAUCAACGCCCAGGACGAGUACGGUAACACACCAUUGCACUGGGCCCUGUUUGGCAAAUAUAACCAACUACUUAUCGAAUUGCUGCUAAGGAGUGGCGCCAAUCGGAAUGCGGCUAAUGUCCAAGGACAGAGGCCUCUUCACUACAUUAGCAAGAGAACGGAUAACGAGAUUCGUGAUAUUCAUGAUUUGAUGGAGGUAUUCUUCGAGAUCGACGGAGAAGUAGAGGUCGACGCCAGAGACAAUAAAGGCCUAACACCCCUUCAAUUGGCUGUGGCUAAUGUCAGACCCGAUAUGGUCGAUAUACUCCUGGACCACGGUGCCGAUUUGUCCAAAUUCGUUUUUCCGGCCGCGAAAUACUUCGCGGGGAGAUUUAAAAAGUGUCAACACAAUUUUGGAUUGGAACUUGUUUCUGGGGCUCUAGCCUGCGUCGAGCGCUUAGAGGAGAGGGGCUACGAAACUAGGAGAAGCGACGCUUUGACGAUCAUGGGAUUAUUCAAAAAGUACAAAUUGUUUGCGAAACCAGGAGAUUUGCACGAAAGUUUUAAAGAGAAAAAGUUCAAGUUCGUAACGGAAAAGUUAAGGAUAAAUUCGGAAAUGUCGCUCGACAAACUAAUCAAGGCACAACCAUCAAGGGAACCGAAAGAACUACCCUCAUAUACGGAAUUAUUCAAGUUUUGGCGUGGGUCGAAGAGCCGAUAUGAUGUGAUCACUGCACGCGUAUGCGAGAAUAUGUCUAGAAAAUUUUUCUGGCGCUGGGCAAUGCAUACAUUAUUAAAGGAGAUGCCGAUACGGACGUCGCUGAGUAUGCCAGAGGAGGUCUGUGUGAUUAUUCUCGAACCUCUAAAGAACAAAGAAUUAUAUAAAGUUUGCUUGCAAUUCCGUAAUUAA